Messenger RNA from Bufo bufo (common toad), 1500 nucleotides. RefSeq names its product Zic family member 2 (gene ZIC2). The coding region runs from base 1 to 1500 and encodes 499 amino acids. Gene Ontology annotation, biological process: central nervous system development; regulation of transcription by RNA polymerase II. The record is from RefSeq and is a predicted model, not a curated record. Gene Ontology annotation, cellular component: nucleus. The transcript is spliced from 3 exons. Gene Ontology annotation, molecular function: DNA-binding transcription factor activity, RNA polymerase II-specific; RNA polymerase II cis-regulatory region sequence-specific DNA binding. NCBI's taxonomy places the organism in Eukaryota, Metazoa, Chordata, Amphibia, Anura, Bufonidae.
AUGCUGCUGGACGCCGGCCCUCAGUUCCCGGCCCUGGGAGUGGGCACGUUCGCGCGGCACCACCACCAUCAUCACCACCAUCACGCUGCGGUAGCGGCGGCGGCGGCUGCGGCUGCGGAGAUGCAGGAGCGGGAGUUGAGUCUGGCGCAGAACAGCUUUGUGGAGCCGGCGCACAUGGGCGCAUUCAAGCUCAACCCCGGCGGGGGCUCCGGGGGAAGCGGCGGCGGCGGCGGUGGAGGGGUAUCUGGGUCCGGGGGCGCAGGAGGCAGCGGACCCCAUGAUUUGUCCCCCCCGGGGCAGAGCUCGGCUUUCACCUCUCAGGCUGGCUACCCCGCAUCCGCCCUUGCUCCACACGCAGCCUACACGGGCGCAGCGUUUAACAGUCCCCGGGACUUCUUAUUCCGAGGACGAGGCUUUGCAGAAGGGGCUACAGCUGCAGGAGGGGGGCAGCAUAGCUUGUUUGGCCCCCCAGCAGGUAGCCUUCAUCACCACCCCCAUCACCACCAGCUACCGCAUGGAGAGCACCCGCAGGGUCACCUGCUUUUCCCCGGCAUCCAUGAACAGCACGCUGCAGCCUCCCAAAACGCACUUGGCGGACAGAUGAGGCUGGGGCUGCCCGGCGAGGUGUUCGGCAGAACAGAGCAGUACCGACAGGUGUCCAGCCCCCGAGGAGACCCCUACACCGCUGCCCAGCUCCACAACCAGUACGGCCCGAUGAACAUGGGAAUGAACAUGGCAGCCCACCACCACCAUCAUCACCACCACCACCCUGGGGCUUUCUUCAGGUACAUGAGGCAGCAGUGCAUCAAGCAGGAGCUUAUCUGCAAGUGGGUAGACCCCGAGCAGCUCAGCAACCCCAAGAAAAGCUGCAAUAAGACUUUUAGCACCAUGCAUGAGCUGGUCACCCAUGUGUCAGUGGAGCAUGUGGGGGGACCCGAGCAGAGCAACCAUAUCUGCUUCUGGGAGGAAUGCACCAGGGAGGGGAAGCCGUUCAAAGCCAAAUACAAACUGGUCAACCACAUCAGAGUGCACACAGGGGAGAAGCCCUUCCCGUGCCCCUUCCCUGGAUGUGGCAAGGUCUUUGCCCGCUCCGAGAACCUAAAAAUCCACAAAAGAACUCAUACAGGAGAGAAGCCGUUCCAAUGUGAAUUUGAAGGCUGCGACAGGAGAUUUGCUAACAGCAGCGACAGAAAGAAACACAUGCAUGUCCACACCUCCGACAAACCAUAUCUGUGCAAGAUGUGCGACAAGUCGUAUACUCACCCCAGCUCCUUACGGAAGCACAUGAAGGUGCACGAAUCUUCUCCCCAAGGGUCCGAGUCCUCACCUGCCGCCAGCUCCGGCUAUGAAUCCUCCACCCCCCCAGGUUUGGUGUCCCCCAACACUGAGACACAAAGUACCAACUUGUCCCCAGCCACAGCAGUCGUAUCUGGAGUGCACAGUGUAACCAGUGGGGCAGGGGGGCCCCUCUCCUCAAAUUUCAACGAGUGGUAUGUGUAG